Molecule: messenger RNA, 1096 nt
Organism: Clupea harengus (Atlantic herring)
Lineage: Eukaryota; Metazoa; Chordata; Actinopteri; Clupeiformes; Clupeidae
Gene: fam219b
Product: family with sequence similarity 219 member B
Exons: 6
Coding region: 174-710 (178 amino acids)
Source: RefSeq, a predicted model, not a curated record
CUAGCGUGAUCAUGGAAGCUUGGUAGCAACCAUAGACAUCUGUCUAGUAUCAACAACCUUCUGCUGAAAGAAAGUGCUGAUAUGGGUGUUGGUCUUAACUAAGGCAGGCUGUCUCAGAAAUUCCCAUGACAAAAUGUAAAGCAGGUUUAUUUUUGUGAUUCUGACUCCACAACAUGAAUGACAUUAUGGAAGAACAAGAAAGGGACACUCUUCUGGCCGUCCCCGAGUCUCAAGUUAUGCCUGACACAGGCAACAGUAGACCCAAAGCUCCAGAGGUGGGGAUCCGGCCGGUAGAGAAGAGAGGCCCCUACAUCAUGUCCAAAGCCCCUGCCAUCCACAUGAAACUGCAGAAGCACAGAGAGCUGGCACGUAAAGCCCUAAAGAAGAAAGGCUUCCCCUCUUCAGGACCGAUCCUGCAGCAGCCCAGACAUGGAGGCAAAAAAAGUGUCAAGUUCAACAAAGGCUACGCUGCCCUGAGCCAGAGUGCAGACGAGACCCUGGUGUCUUUGGACUCCGACAGUGAUGUGGAGUUGGAGUCCUCUGGAUAUUCUUCUGCCGAGGUACACCCCGACCUGAAUCGGCAGCUUCUGAAGGACGGCUACCACCUGGACGAGAUGCCAGACGACGAGGACCUGGACCUCAUCCCGCCCAAGCCCAUGGGCUCCUCCGUGUGCUGCUGUGCGGACGCCCCUUCCUGCUCCAUGCAGUGACCGUACCUCAGGCCCACCCUGUUCACCUUUGACCUCUGUGGCGCAGUUCGCUACGACACCACCACAGACCUUAGGGCCACCCGUGGUGCAGGGGGGCCGCAUUCGACCAGCUGUCAACAGCACGAGCCCCCUUUCUCCAGCACCAUAGGUGGCAUGGCUCUCCUCCUGCCGUCUGUUCACUCAGUGUCUCUCUUAUUAAGGUCACUGAGUCACUGCACUGCAGUGGACAGGAGCAUUGAUGUUAAUGUGACACAGGGCACCCAAAACAUGAGGGGGUGGGAGCUUUUUUUUACCUUAUGUUUUUUUAAGUAUUACUAUUCUUUUAAGAUGCAGUGAAAACCAAGCCGUGUGUGUGUGUGUGUGUGUGUGUGUGUGUGUGUGUGUGU